AUUUGAUCUUACAUACAAUACACAGAACACCAGGACUGACGAGGAAGAAAUGAGCAGCCUCUUCUCUCCCAGUGUUUCCCCAGCACAUCAAGGAGAACUGUGUCUGUAAACUGACCUGAAGUGAGUUCAGCAGCCCAGAGCAGGAGCACAGACCAGUCUAUACUGGACCUGAACCUGAACCUGAACCUGAACCUGAACCUGGACCUGAACCUGAACCUGAACCUGAACCUGGACCUGAACCUGAACCUGAACCUGGACCUGAACCUGAACCUGGACCUGACCCAGCUGUGUGUCCAUCAAAAGUGAUCGGUCAAUGGCUCGACCUAUUGACCUCAAAUAUGGACAUCAGGCUGAUGAUCACAUCAUCAGCCUGAUGUCAUCCAUCACAAGAUCCAACAUGAGAGACCAGUCUGAACCCACCUGUGUGUCCUUCAAGAGUGACCGGUCUAUGUUUCGACCUAUUGAUCUCAAAAAAGGACACCAUUUUGAUGAUCAAAGGAUCCAACAUGAUAGACCAGACUCUCCUGGACCCGAACCCAGCUGUGUGUCAUUAAAGAGUGACCGGUCUUUGUUUCGACCUGUUGACUUCAAAGAUGGACACCAGUCGAAUAAUCAAAGGAUCCAACAUGAUAGGCCAGACUCUCCUGGACCUGAACCCAGCUGUGUGUCCUUUAAGAGUGAUCGGUCUUUGUUUCGACCUAUUGACUUCAAAGAUGGACACCAGUCUAAUGAUCAAAGCAGGAUCCAUCAUGAGAGACCAGACUCAUCUAGGUCUGAACCCAGCUGUGUGUCCUUUAAGAAUGAUCGGUCUAUGUUUCGACCUAUUGACCCCAAAGAUGGACACCAUUUCCACGAUCAAAGGAUCCAAUGUGAGAGACCAUUAUACCAUGCACCCAACUGUAUAUCCAUGAAAAGUAACCACUUCAGACAGUUUUAUACCAAGAUACAAAAAAAACAUUUUACCAAACUUCAGCAGAGAUUAGACAUUCCCAUUGGUCAAUCUGUCCAGCAGCAUCAAAGACAGCUGGACUCCAUAUUUAUGCUGCUUGAGGAAAACAUUGUCAGUUUUGUGAAGAAUGAGCUGAAGAGGAUUCAGAGAGUUCUGAGGUCAGAUUCCCCAGAAUGCUUAGAGAGUCAGAGGGAGGAUGAGGAGGUGUUGCACGGUGAGGAGGAAGAGCAGAAGAGGAGCAGUAGAGAGGCGUUUCUGAAGAUCACACAACACUUCCUGAGGAGAAUGAAGCAGGUGGAGCUGGCUGACUCUCUGCAGAGCAGGACAUCUGCUGCAGUGAGCUGUAAACUUAAAGCUAACCUGAAGAAGAAGUUCACGUGUGUGUUUGAGGGGAUUGCUAAAGCAGGAAACCCAACCCCUCUGAGUCAGAUCUUCACAGAGCUCUACAUCACAGAGGGAGGGGCCGCAGAGGUUAAUGGUGAACAUGAGGUCAGACAGAUUGAAACAGCAUCCAGGAAACCAGACAGACCAGAAACAACAAUCAGACAAGAAGACAUCUUUAAAACUGGACCUGGAAGAGAUGAACCGAUCAGAACAGUGAUGACUAAGGGAGUGGCUGGCAUUGGGAAAACAGUCUUAACACAGAAGUUCGCUUUGGACUGGGCUGAAGACAAAGCCAAUCAAAACAUACAGUUCACAUUUCCAUUUACUUUCAGAGAGCUGAAUGUGCUGAAAGAGAAAAAGUACAGCUUGGUGGAACUUGUUCAUGACUUCUUUACUGAAGUAAGAGAAGCAGGAAUCUGCAAGUUUGAAGAGCUCCAGGUUUUGUUCAUCUUUGAUGGUCUGGAUGAGUGUCGACUUCCUCUGGACUUCCAAAACAAUAAGAUCUUGACAGAUGUCGAACAGUCCACCUCAGUGGAUGUGCUGCUGACAAACCUCAUCAAAGGGAAUCUGCUUCCCUCUGCCUGCCUCUGGAUAACCACAAGACCUGCAGCAGCCAAUCAGAUCCCUCCUGAGUGUGUUGACAUGGUGACAGAGGUCAGAGGAUUCACUGACCCACAGAAGGAGGAGUACUUCAGGAAGAGAUUCAGAAAUGAGGAGCAGGGCACCAGAAUCAUCUCCCACAUCAAGACAUCACGAAGCCUCCACAUCAUGUGCCACAUCCCAGUCUUCUGCUGGAUCACUGCUACAGUUCUGGAGGAUGUGAUGACAACUACAGAGGGAGGAGAGCUGCCCAAGACCCUGACUGAGAUGUACAUCCACUUCCUGGUGGUUCAGUCCAAAGUGAAGAACAUCAAGUAUGAUGGAGGAGCUGAGACAGAUCCACACUGGAGUGCAGAGAGCAGGAAGAUGAUUGGGUCUCUGGGAAAACUGGCUUAUGAACAGCUGCAGAAAGGCAACCUGAUCUUCUAUGAAUCCGACCUGACAGAGUGUGGCAUCAAUAUCAGAGCAGCCUCGGUGUACUCAGGAGUGUUCACACAAAUCUUCAGAGAAGAGAGAGGACUGUACCAGGACAAGGUGUUCUGCUUCGUCCAUCUGAGCGUUCAGGAGUUUCUGGCCGCUCUUCAUGUCCACCUGACAUUCAUCAACUCUGGUGUUAAUCUGCUGUCAGAAGAACAAUCAACCUCCCAGUGGCCUAAAGCCUUCAGAGACAAACCCAAACUGAAACAUCUCUAUCAGAGUGCUGUGGAAAAGGCCUUACAAAGUCCAAAUGGACACCUGGACUUGCUCCUCCGCUUCCUCCUGGGUCUCUCACUGCAGACCAAUCAGACUCUCCUACAAGAUCUGCUGACACAGACAGGAAGUAGCUCCCAGACCAACCAGCAAACAGCUGAGUACAUCAAGAGUAAGAUCAGUGACACUACCUCUCCAGAGAAAAUCAUCAACCUGUUCCACUGUCUGAAUGAGCUGAACGACCGUUCUCUAGUGGAGGAGAUCCAACAGUACCUGAGUUCAGGAGGUCUCUUCACAGAUGAACUUUCUCCUGCUCAGUGGUCAGCUCUGGUCUUCAUCUUACUGUCAUCAGAAAAAGAUCUGGACAUAUUUGACCUGAAGAAAUACUCCGCCACAGAGAAGACUCUUCUGUGGCUACUGCCAGUGGUCAAAGUCUCCAACAAAGCUCUCCUGAACUUGUGUAACAUCUCAGAUAGAAGCUGUGAAGCUCUGUCGUCAGCCCUCAGCUCACAGCUCUGUAGUCUGAAAGAGAUGGACCUGAGUAACAACAACCUGUGGGAUUCAGGAGUGGAGCUGCUUUCUGUCGGACUGGGGAGUCCACACUGUAGACUGGAAACCCUCAGACUGUCAGGCUGUCUGAUCACGGCAGACGGCUGUGUUUCCCUGGCCUCAGCUCUGAGCUCCAAUCCCUCCCAUCUGAGAGAACUGGACCUGAGCUACAAUCAUCCAGGAGACUCAGGAGUGAAGCUGCUGUCCGCUGUAGUGGACGAUCCACGCUAUAGACUGAACACUCUCAGGGUGGACCAUUGUGGAGAGCAGAGGUUAAAACCUGGUCUGAGGAAGUAUUUCUGUCAUCUCACACUGGACACAAACACAGUGAACAGAAACCUCAAACUGUCCGAAAACAGCAGGAAGGUGACGUGUGUGGAGGAGGAGCAGCCAUAUCCUGAUCAUUCAGAGAGAUUUGACACCUUGCCUCAGCUGCUUUGUAGAAAUGCUCUGACUGGUCGCUGUUACUGGGAGGUGGAGUGGACAGGACUGGUUCGUGUAGCAGUGACAUACAGAGGAAUCAGAAGGAGGGGAAACAGUACUGAAUGCGUGUUUGGCAGAAAUAAUCACUCCUGGAGUCUGUACUGCUUUGGUAAUGGUUUCUCUGUCUGGCACAAUAACAAAGAAACAGUCCUUCCUCUUCCUUCCUCCUACAUCUCCCUCUCCUCCUCCUCCUCCUCUGCCCAUCACAGAGUAGCAGUGUAUGUCGACUGUCCUGCGGGGACUCUGUCCUUCUACAGUGUCUCUUCUUCUGGCAAACUGACCCACCUCCACACCUUCAACACCACAUUCACAUGGCCUCUUUAUCCUGGGUUCAGGUUCCGCUCACACGGUUCCUCUGUGUCUUUGUGUUCUCUGUAGGAUGAGACAGCCUCCAACCCUGUGGUUUAAAUGUUGGUGGAGAAGGCUUCACUUUGGUUGACAUUUGGCUCACUGAUUGUGUCUUCAAUGUCACAAAUGUGAUUGUCUGAGAAAUCGUGAAAUUACUUUCUCAGGACUGAACUUGUUUUGUACAAACUGUGAUGACUUGAUUUUUUUUGUUGCCGCAGCAUCUAGUGGAGUUUAAGUAUAUUUGUUAAUGUUAAAGCUGGUGUUUGCAGUUUUCCGAAACAGCAGAAAAAAAAUGGCAGAAUUUGAAAAUACACACUCCUCCUGCAGCUCCCUCCUCUCUGUCUGAAACCCCUCCCACCAGACAGGUACAGGCUAAAGUGGGAUUAAUAACUGUGUGGCAGACCCUACGCCCUAGCCUGCGCACGUCGCCCAGGCAUGUUGCCUACGCCGCCGUGGGCCUUUAUACUUGUGCAGUGGUGUGUCUGUGUCACUCUGCAGUUACACCUCCAAAACACUUGUCAGCAGGUGGCUUUCUGUGAAGUGCUGUAGGCCUAAAGUUUAGUUGAUUCAAAACACACAUUAAACACACAUUAAACAUGGCUUAAUAGACAAUUUCAAACACAAGUACACAAACUGGCUUCACAAUAACUCGCAGCAUUCACAGACAAACACUUGUCUUUAUCCGGACACAUUUUCCCUACAAAUACAACAUGCUAACGUUAUUAGCACAUUGUAUAAAUUAGCCUAGCAGCUAGCGAUCUUUCCCUCUUCUCAUAUAAAACCAGGGACAACAUUUAACAAAGGUAACGGCACACAAUUUGGCUUCAUUACAACUCACAAGGUUCACCGACAAAAUAACUGUCUUAUACUAAACACGUUUAGCCUACAUGUGCUUUCAUCAUUUCAAGUGUUAAAGAAAUGUGUAAAUGUGUAAAAAGAAAUGUUAACACAAAAAAUAUGCAUUCUCAGGAAAGUGAAUAGAUAAUUACAUCAAAGGAUCCAUCUGGGAAUGAACCAACCAGUUACGACCACUAGGAGGUGUGUCCACAACAAUCACAAACAACAACAAACAGUGUCACAAGCUAAAAGGUGUAAAUAUGAAUUCCUACUUCUGGAAAUGUAGCAAGAAAUUAUGUAUAAGGAGUUUUAGAAUCCAGAUAAAUAAAUGAAGAUGCACAUAAACACAAAAGUUGCAUCCAAUAAUGCAGAAAACUUUAAGAAUAUAUAAGCUUACAAUAUGUGUAUGAUCACUUCUUGGAAAAUUUGUGAUAGAAUAAAAUCAUGCUUAAAAGUAUCCGAAAUUUACGAAAUAUUCUGUGUAAGCAGAGAGUACAGACUACACAUUUCAUUAAAAAAAAAUCUCAGAGGCAGGAUAUGUCUACAAUGAUGACAAAUAGCAUAAAAAACUACUAACAGCUACAUGACCCUAUUAGCCUAAAUAAUAUAAAUUAUACAAUAGAGCAAAGGAAAAUGUAAAAGGGGAAGUUUCCAGCAUGAAUACAUACAAGAAUCCUAAUAUAACAAGAACUAGUCCAUACCCAUUGAGUACAGCAUACCAUACCAUGACUUAGUCAUACCGAAAAUUAGAAAAAAAAAAACCAAACAUUGGGCCACAGGGGGAGCCACAGCGAUCAGUCACAUUUUAGCCAUUUUUAAGCAUUUUUCUGUUGUUAUAGCGCCACCCAGUUGCCAAUUAGAGUUAAAUUUCUCCAGUCACCUUGAGGCGUCCUGUUCUACAUAUCUACCAAGUUUAGUAAAAAUCGAUCAGUUUCUUCAUUUAAACAUGAGUUUCAUGUUAUAACAAUAUGUUAUCUUGUUAUUGCAUCAAAUAUUUCAUGUUAAAACAAUGUGAUUUAUCAAGUUAUAACAUGAAACAUUUCAUGUUGUAUGUCCAUGUUGUAAAAAGAUAAAUAGUAUAUUGUUAUAACAAGUAAAGUUUCUUGUUUGUCGAUCAUAAUAAUGUGAAAAUAUCUUGAUGAAUGUGAAAAAGUACUCGUGGCGAAACUUUUGUCAUUAUUAAA
Epinephelus moara (kelp grouper) is the source of this 6024-nucleotide messenger RNA. Its product is annotated as NLR family CARD domain-containing protein 3-like. Gene Ontology annotation, molecular function: protein binding. The record is from RefSeq and is a predicted model, not a curated record. The coding region runs from base 314 to 4033 and encodes 1239 amino acids. Lineage: Eukaryota; Metazoa; Chordata; Actinopteri; Perciformes; Serranidae. The transcript has 14 exons.